Prunus armeniaca (apricot) is the source of this 441-nucleotide messenger RNA. The record is from the annotation of a GenBank genome assembly. Lineage: Eukaryota; Viridiplantae; Streptophyta; Magnoliopsida; Rosales; Rosaceae.
AUGGGAAUUGCAAACAAUAUGUGUUUUCAUGGUGCAACCAUGGACGAUGAAAAAUUGUUGAGAUCAAUGUCCCCAAAAUGGAUCUGUUCAAUUAAAGAGUCCAAGGAUUUUGAAUGUAUGUCCAUUAAUGAACUUCAAAGUUCUUUGUUAGUUCAUGAACAAAAGCUCAACCUUGCUAAUAAGGUAGAGGAGCAAAUAGCUCUCAAAGCCUCUACCCAUAAUGAAUCCUCAAGGAAUAGAGGAAGAGGUAGAGGAAGAAGUGGAAGAGGUCAUGGAAGAGGCGGUCAUGGAAAUAGAGAUGGUAGCAAUCCAUCUCAUUCCUCAAAGAGAGAUGAUGACUCUCCAGGAAAAGGAAGGGGGCAGUAUGACAAGUCUAAGAUUGAAUGCUACAGAUGUGGCAACCUUGGUCUUAUAAGAGUGAGUGCUACACGAAGCCGCUAA